AUGUUUUCUUUGCUUCUUCAGAUUGAAUUUAGCAAGUUUUUGUAUGAGAGCUAUAAUCUUGGUAGAAAAUUGGAUACAAGGAAUUAUAGAUUACUAGCAAAGUAUAAAGAGAAUAAGGAUUCAUAUUAUACAGAAUUAAAAGAAAAUAUACAAUAUAAUAAUAAUUACACACAAAAAAAUUUAUCUAAUUGUGAAAAAGUGUUCAACGUAAGAGAAAAACAAUCCAAUAGAAGUUUAUUAAAUAAGGCGAAAUACUAUACAGAAGUCAUGGAUUAUAAUAAUGGAAUUUUUGAUGGAAAAUAUUUCCAUUUUAAAAAACGAUGGAUCAGAAAAAAAGAUUAUGACAAUUUUCUUGAGAAAAACAGGAGAAUUGGAGAUAUUUCUUUAAAAAAAAUAAAAUUUAAAAGUUACGGUUUUGGAGUUUUUAUAUUUUUUAUUUUUUUCUUGUUGGGAAUAGGAAUACCCUCAUUACACGGUUUUGAUUCUUUGAAUAUUACUUGGGACAAAAUUAAUGAACAUCCAUUCUGGGGAUAUUUCAAAAAUCCUAUAGAAAAGAUGGUGCCAGAAUCUAUAGCUCCCUAUAUUCAUAUAAUAUCGUUUAGCAUCCUUAUGUUUAUAAUAUCAGUUAUACUCAUAGUAGCGAUUUAUAAAAUCUUAAGAAAUAAUGAAAAAUACAAAAAUAUUAAGUUAAUAUAUGAGUAA
Molecule: messenger RNA, 702 nt
Organism: Plasmodium malariae
Lineage: Eukaryota; Apicomplexa; Aconoidasida; Haemosporida; Plasmodiidae
Product: fam-m protein
Exons: 1
Coding region: 1-702 (233 amino acids)
Source: RefSeq, a predicted model, not a curated record